Molecule: messenger RNA, 1203 nt
Organism: Peronospora matthiolae
Lineage: Eukaryota; Oomycota; Peronosporomycetes; Peronosporales; Peronosporaceae
Source: the annotation of a GenBank genome assembly
AUGCCGUCCCACGCAGCUGACGAAGUCGAGACAAUGACCGAUUUGGCAAGUGCCGCUUACGGUGCGCGCGUGCUUUUCGCCACGGACGAGUGGUUCGCGCCUGCGAGUCGCUUGCUGCUGGCUGAGCCUCCAGUUUUCAUCCCCGACAAGUUUACGAGUUUCGGGAAGUGGAUGGACGGAUGGGAGUCACGGCGCAAGCGAACGCCUGGCCACGACUGGUGUGUGUUGGCGCUAGGGAUGCGCGGCGCAGUGGACGUGGUGGACGUGGACACUGCGUUCUUCACGGGUAACUACGCACCACGCGUGUCUGUUCAAGCUGCCGACUUUGCCCAGAGCUCUGAUGUCCAGGCCGAUAGAGCGUUGCGAGUCCUUACGGCUAACGCUAUGGAAGACCGUGCGAUGGGUGUGUGUGCCACGCCUGAGGAGAUCGAGCGGGUGGAGCAGUUAAAGUCGUUCAAAUGGACAGAGAUCGUGCCAUUGACAAAGCUCAGACCCGGGUAUCCAGAAACCCGCCACAAUCUGCUGAGAGUACCGCCGGCUAAGAGAGGUCCAUGGACGCACUUGCGACUCAAUAUGUUUCCCGAUGGAGGGAUUGCACGUCUGCGUGUGUUUGGAGAAGUAGUAAAAAACUGGCAGCUGGUCCCGCACUUUGAAAAGCUAGAUUUGGUGAGUAUUGCAAACGGGGGACAGGUGAUCGGUUACAACGAUGCACAUUAUGGUCAUCCGCGCAAUUUGAUUGCACCAGGCCGAAGCAAGACGAUGGCAGGAGGAUGGGAAACCGCCCGUAAGGUGACACGACCUGCAAUUCUGAAGGCAGAUUUGACCACUGGGAUGUUGGAAGUGCCUGGUAAAGAUUGGGUCGUGCUCAAAUUGGGGCAUUUGGGCAUAAUUCAACAGGUUGAGGUGGACACGAACCAUUUCAAGGGUAACUUCCCUGAGAGCUGCAUGGUGUAUGGGACUCGAUACUAUGGUGACAAUGCUGCGAAUGAGUUACUGAUGAAUGACGGAGCUGUCAAGUGGGAAGUGGUGCUUCCUCGCGUAAAACUCGAAGCGCACAAGCAACAAUACUUCUCCGUCGUAGAAGGAGAUGUAAACGUAAUCUCGGCUGGAGUCAAUUACGUUAAGCUCGAGAUGUUCCCUGAUGGCGGUAUCAGUCGUCUUCGCUUGAUUGGGUGUAAGAAGGACGCUGAUGCUCGCCUGUAA